Messenger RNA from Haliotis rubra (blacklip abalone), 7430 nucleotides. Its product is annotated as transient receptor potential cation channel subfamily M member 8-like. Gene Ontology annotation, cellular component: membrane. Gene Ontology annotation, molecular function: monoatomic cation channel activity. Gene Ontology annotation, biological process: monoatomic cation transmembrane transport. Bases 832 to 4611 code for a protein of 1259 amino acids. The transcript is spliced from 28 exons. The record is from RefSeq and is a predicted model, not a curated record. NCBI's taxonomy places the organism in Eukaryota, Metazoa, Mollusca, Gastropoda, Lepetellida, Haliotidae.
AAUCCGACAUUACCGCCCCGCCGUCUCAGUUUGGCGUUCCUGUGGGUUUGGGGGGCAUACAUGAACCGCGACACAUUCCUGAUGGUCGAACUGUAAGUCCCCACAAUAGAUCGCGUGAAAGGGUAUUGAGUUCGACAAACAUAUGAACACCAAAUCCCGGGUUUUGGGAGUCGUUAGAGCAGUUUGUGGUGCGAGCAGACGACAGUUCAGAAGUUUUCUGACACCGGUUAUAACGCGCGGAUACACCCAUAACACCGACAAGGAGGGACAUUAAGUUGGUGUAAACAGUCGUUCCGAUAACGUAUCUCCGUGGCUGGGAUAUAUACCGUGUUUGAGAACAGAUCUUUAUCACUUUAAUACCAUGACAACUUCCGUGUGCUUGUGAAUGACAUCCAACCGGCCUUCAUCCAAGUGUGUGGAAACGUCAAAAUCAUAACAGGGCGUGGGAGGAUUGAUUAUAAAACAUCUCUAACUCCUUAGAUUCAGGAUAGCUUUAAGUACACAGAUGGUCGUCGGGUAGAUCAGGGCGAAACCCGUCUCUCCGUGGCUGGCUCGGUGUUUGUUUAAAGGGUAGAUCUGACAUCGUGGGCUAUGAAGUUCAAGACGCAUUUUUCUUGUUCAUAGGAUUCAUAUAUGUAUUAGGCAGCCAUUUUCGUCCAUCAGAGUGUUUGGACAUCCUGGAUAACGUGUUGAAUGACCAACAAUGGAUACCCACUCGUAAAGGAUACUCGGAUAUCUCCAUACUAACUGCAGACAGGACUUAUACUGAACAAGACCCGGGGAGUACUCUGGAGACUGGUGCAAGUUUGGAAUAGGAUCGAAACAUUUGCAAUGGAGACCGAGUUUGAAACGAUGACGUCCUCUCACUGGAUAGCUGAAAACAUCCGAUGUCGUGAGUGCUACAGAGCUGUGAGGGUAAAGCCAGGAGUGGAUAUCUGCAAGUGCUUCAGAAAGUUGGAAGAUCACGAAAGGCUGACUGACGUUGAUUGUAGGGCGUGGUCUAAGGAGAAGAACACACAGACCUCCAGAACAAAUGCCUACGGAGAUGCUGUUACCAAAAGUACAAACGGGAAAGUGCUGUCAAAGUUCAAGUAUGUUCGGGUGGACGAGGACACGGACAUGGACACGACGAGGCACCUGCUGCUGGAUGUGUGGCAGAUGCCCCCUCCAGACUGGAUCCUCAGUGUCAUGGGCGAGGUGGUGGAAGUGCAGGACAUGGAACAGAAGGAGGAGAAGUUCUCACAGGAGCUCAAGACAACUCUAUCAAACAUUGCAUCCAACUCAGUCGUAUGGCUGGUGACAGAGGGCCUCGACGAGGGCUUGUCUUGUCUCGCCGGGGACGCAGCAGCUGAAUGUCGGACAGACGAGUAUCUGUGUGAUAGAAUUAUCCCCCUUGGUGUAAUGUCAUGGGGUGACCUUGAGUCCAGCGAAGGUCUCCUCAAUUCAAAGCGCCCCAAAUCUCGAGGACCUGCUGAGUAUGUCAUUCAAAGCGGUAUUGGCGAUCAGUUGGGGAAAUCGAUCACACACUCUCUACUCGUGGACAAUGGGACGCGGAACCCAGUUUUGUGCAACACUUCCUUCCAGAUGUUCUGGCUUAACAUGGCGCUCAACGUAGCCGACUUCAAUGAUGAUUCCUCGUCCAUCCCCCUCGUAACGCUGAUGUACGGAGGCUGGUCCUACAUCCUCGACGGCAUCAAGCGGUCGCUGCUGGAGGACAUUCCGAUCGUUAUCGUGAAGGGGUCAGGUGGGAUCGCAGACAUCCUGGCGACUGGCUACAAGGAGUCCCAUGCUAUAGUCACAGGACAGGGCAAGGACCAAGACGAGAGAUGGAGGACGGGUACGGUGAUGGACAGCACAUUGCGACAGAAGCUGCGGAGACGGAUCGAACGGUUCCAGAGACAAAAGAAGGGCGUAGAGGAGGUACUGCACGCCAUCCUGCAGUGUCUUCAGAAGAGAUACCUCCUCACCGUGUACGACAUGGACAACCCCGGCGACAAUCUGCUCAGGGCAGUCUUGCAGGCGCUUCUCAAAACAAAGAAGACUCACGAGCUGUUACGACUGAUGGAUCAGUUUUUCUCAACGCCCGUGUACGACCAGAAAAGCUUCGCCAAAUUCGGCAACCUCGUCCUGGAUGACAUGUUUCAGUCAGAAAGAGGCUUGACAGAUGGCAAGAAGACGAUGGAGCUGAUACUGUUUGAGGCCAUCCUAAUGGAGAGAGUGGAGAUUGUAGAGUUCAUCAUAGACUUUGAAGGUGUUGACUUCAAAGGGUUCUUCACCAACAAGCGCCUUGGGGAACUGUACGACAGGGCACGAACUCUCCUACCGAAAGCAUUGAUUGAUGAUCUGGACCGUCAUCAGAAACACGAGACCCCCUGGCGAGUACAGCACUACGUGGACAGCCGUAUCCCCAGCUUCUGUAAGAUCAGGGAGGAGAAGACAGGACUGCUACUAGACAGUAAAUCAAUCAUUGAAAAAUUAAAACUUGGACCUUUCCACGAGUUGUUCCUGUGGGCGGUUCUCUCCAACAAGUCCACCAUGGCCCAGUUUUUCUGGAAGAGGGGAAAGGAUCUGAUCGUCUCAGCCCUAGUGGCCAGCACAAUACUCCGAUCUAUAGCCACGUCAAACGAGAGCAUCAACGAGAAGAACAAACUCAAGGAACACGCAGAUCAGUUCCUAAGCCUGGCUAUCGGCACAAUCGACGGGUGUUAUAACGAGGACAAGGAGAGGACUUUAACCUUGCUGUCGGACAUGCAGAGGAAGAACCACUGGCGAGUCAACCUCCUCAAAAUAGCUCUGACGAAGGUCAACAGAAGAGUGUUUUCCACGCUGGCGUACAGGAACUAUAUCAAGUACAUCUGGAUGGGCAGCAUAUCACAGGACACAGGUCUUGUCAGGAUCGCCAUAGGCACCCUGUGUAUGCCGCUCAUUCCUUGCCUCAUCACGUUCAAGACAUCCUGCAGUGUGUUUGAAGAAGCGAAGCCUCAGACCGACAUGUCGGGCUUGGAGACGAUGAAAGGGCGUGGCCUUAGACAAUCCCAGGAAAUCUCGUCCAGCACUACCCGUCGAGAUAUCGCGAGACUACAGCACCAACCCGAGCAGCCCUUGCAGCAGAGAAUGUUAUCACCCUGUCAGAAAAUCGGAGUUUUCUACAGCAGUCCCAUCGUGAAAUAUUAUCUCAACUUCGUAUUCUAUGCAGCGUUUCUCCUUCUGUUUGCUAUCAUCAUUAUGACGCAUCUCGAGGAGCAUGUCUCGGUCUUGGAGGGAGUGUUAUUAGUCUGGAUUUUCUCCUUCUUCGUAGAGAAAGGCUAUCAGUUCGUUACCAGUAUCGCCGCCAUGAACAUCGACAACCCACGAUUCAUUGACUACCUCAAGAACUUCUACUCAGACAAGUGGAACAUCCUCGACACUGUCUCAUUGUUCGGCUUUGUACUGGGGUUUUGCCUUCGCCUUAUACCAAUAGAAAAACCUUUUGAAGCUGGGCGUCUCAUUCUGAGCAUAGACUUUAUAUGUUACUUCUGGCGACUCCUGCAUAUAUUCACCAUCACCAAGAGGAUAGGACCGAUGCUGGUCAUGAUAUGGAAAAUGAUGAUGGACCUCGUGCCCUUCCUGGUCAUCCUCAUGGUCUCCAUCUUGUCCUAUGCUGUGGCAUCGGAGGCCAUCAUGUACCCAAACACACCCUGGUCUCUCAGAUUUGUACUCUUCAUACCCAGGAAGGCAUUCUUUUCAAUCUUUGGAGAGUUUUUCUUGGAUGAAAUUGAAGCAACACCCCCAGACUGCGACAUGGUCUGGCCCUAUAGCAACAGCACCAACCCGCGGUGUCCCAAGCCCAUCUCCAAAUACGCCGUGCCCCUCCUUAUGUCAAUGUACAUCCUCAUCACCAACGUCCUCCUGCUCAACAUCAUCAUCGCCAGAUUCAAUUACACUUUCCAGACCAUCCAUGAGUUAACUGACGAGAUAUGGGCGUGGCAGAGCGUGCGUCUAACCUUCGAUUAUCACAGAAAACCCCCCGUUCCUCCCCCCUUCACCCUCGUGUGGAGAUUCUGUCAGCUGUGUCGUUACUGCUGCUGCUGCUGUAGGCGAAAAGCGACACCAGAGUCUCAGGAUGCCAACGGGAAGUCACCCCGCGUGUUAGAUAGUGGUGGAUUUGAUGGUGCGAAAUCUCUAAGAUCUACAAAUAACCUUGCAAUUAAACGGACUGCUUCUGACAACUCAAUACGAUCCCGCAUGAGUGAAAAAUACGGAGAAGGAGAAAAUGGAGACCCUGGGAUGCGAACCCUAAAUAGGGGUGACCUUUUGGUCAAAUCUCGAAGCCGAACAGACUUAUUAAAGUCCAUGAGCCGGUCUGAUCUGAUUCUCGCUUCAAAAGCAGAGGAAGAAGAAUGUGCGUCUGUAGCUGACGACACUGAUAAUUACAUAGACGUCGAUUUUGAGACGGAGAUUGAAACAAUGGGCGACUUCGAGCGUUCUAUGGGCGAGAUCCAUCUGGCAGUGAGACCAAUGGAUUUACCGACAAGAAGUAGAAAACAUGAGCAACCAGAAAGACGACCUAUCUCUGUCAUCAGACCGACGAUUCGGAUGAAGAGAAUGGCUUCAAGGGAAACGGAGGCUUAAAUCCAGUGUGAGUGACGAUGACCUCCAGACAAGUGCUCCAUGUACUUAGUGCCUAAUUCACACACAAUAAUGACCUGUUCCCCAGGAUUAUUGUGCUGUCUGAUAUUACUGUGAUACACACCACCCGGUGGGACCGUUAUGUGAUAAGGAUGCAUGAUUACGGCUGACAGUGCAGGUUCAGAGUUCAGCCUUACAUCCUCUGGUGCUGCAACAGCAUGAGUCCACCUGUGUAGAGGCCGUGACGGCCGUGACGAACAGCCGUUACAUACAAACUGCAUCAGUGUCAGAGAAUGCAUUUUGUCUAUGCUAAAAUGUCGUAAACUUGUGUAUACUACUAAACUGUAGAAUAAUUUCAGACGCAGAUGUGUGGAGAUGUCCAGUGUCUGCAAAUUGGAAAGUUGCUUGUACAGUGUUGAGAUGAGGUUGACACGCCCUGAAUUCACCCUCUUGCACUUGCACCUGAACCCUUCUCUGUUAUGAUCCACAGUCUCUCAAAAGGGGCAUUCGCUGUAGUGUUUAUUUAGACGUCAGUAUAUGCUUGGUUGUGUAGUGUCACUCAAAUUCUCCAUCACAGAAACUAUUGGAAAGAUUUAACCUCUUCUCUGUGGUAAUUACUGCAGUUGGAACACAUUUUUCUGGAUUAUCGAUGUAUGACAGUAUGUUAUCAAUAUGUUCUGUGGUGCUAUGUUUUCUUCAAACAUUCUACCAAGAAUACUGUUCAGGGUGCUGUUGUACGAAACAACCUUAGCGCUAAUACUACCUUAAGUCCAUGUUAAGGUAUUGAGUAGACUUGCACAAGUCUAUUAGGUAAUAAUGAGUAGUUUAAAUGAUAAUUUCUAAAGAAAUAACAGACUGGCGUCCUUAGAACUACCCGCUUAUCUAGACUUGCCUUUUUAAAGGAUAGAAUUACUAUACAUACAUGGUCUUAGCAUUCCGUACAGCAAUGGAGCAAGGCUUGCCAGUAUGGGAGUUACGGUCACCUUAGCGCUAAGAUAGCUUUGUACAACGGCACUGGGGAAUGUAUGCAGUUCUUCCUCUCUCUUCAGAUAUGUACAAAGGUUACCACGUUUCAUAUGUCAUGACCAGUAGUUUUGAUAAUAUCACUGACCCGAUAUUCCACUUUGAAAUCAUACAACGAAGAUACUAAUGUGUGUAAACUUUAUCCCGACAAUUUGUCAAAUCAAGGUUACAUUUGCCCCACAUCAACUGACAACUGAGUAUAGCGUGCAUGCGUUAUUGUACGCAUACUGGAUACUCAAUCCGCUAAUGCCUAAUAGUAAAUGCCACUACUGUAUUUCUGUUGUCUCCAUUGAUGUAUUAUGUGAUACCUACUUCUCAGGUCCACCCUGCAUGUGCCUUACAAACCUCAACAUUAGCCUGAUGACAAAUCACGUUCAACUGUAACACGACCAAAUGUACCGUGCCUUAUGUAUGUUAUUCAAACACCCCCUGAUGGAUACUCUUAAUCAACCCCAACUCUUGAAAAUGGAGUCCACAAAGGUAUUUUUAUCUGACAAUUUCAAUAGCUACCUCCUUAUCCCGACCCCCACCCCAUUUAUUUUGGGUUAAUAUUACAACAGGUUGAUAUGAUCUGGAACUAAUUCUUAUAACAUCACGAGAUUUAUCUCUUUAAAGCGACUGAUGUAGUCUUUUGAAACUUGGAAUUGUGCCAAUAAUAUCAUAAUAUUGAUUCUGGAUACAUAUACAUACGUGCCUUUCUUUCAUCAUCACAACCUAGUAAACUGUGCAACCGACUCCUUAAGACAGGUCCUUGAAGAAACCAAGGACACCUUAACCUAGACGGAUGGACUAUGAUGGAACACUGAUAAGUUAUGUUCGCUUCGCAGAUGGAACAUAGAAUUCAUUUGGUGUUCACUUUAUUUGUUUCCAUAGCGACAUAUCCACUAAUCGUGAGUCUGUUGAGGUUGUUUUUUGCUCUGAUAGCUCAGUGACAGUACAGGAGUCUGUGACCUUUGGAAAACAGACAAGAUUCAACGAAGUAUUUCAUUAACCUUCUGGUUGAAGCUUGAACUUACCAAUCAGCCUUUGUUCAAAACAAACCUGAACGUAAUAAUUAUGAUUAUGUUAACUUAAGUCAGAUCGCUGCUUGAAAGGCCUUCAUCUGGAUUUCACGAAGACAUCACAAUGUAGGUAAACGAAGAAUAGCCAGGGUGUUAUGAAAGGGAAGUGAAAACUAUUUCCUAUGCUCAAGGACACAUACAUGUGCAUUCAGUUUAACAGUGCUACCAGAUAUCGUAAGGUAACAUUUUGGUGCAGGAAGCAGCUAAACCUUGACACACUCAAGGUUAUUACACAACUUAGCAGCUAAACCUUGAAACACUCAAGGUUAUUACACGACGUAAUACAGAUCAAGACGUGCAUGUAUUCUCUGGUUAUACCGUUGGUCUUUUGUGUAUCUUUUCCCAUUCGAAACGGCUAUUGAUAUUUCAGCUUAAAUAUUUGGACAUAUUAUUUAACUGUUCAUUUGAUAACGCAAUAUAUAUCGAUAUAAAAAAAUCAGAAAAAAAUUCUUUUAACAAUUGUAAAUCAUAGUAAAACAUUUCUAUCAAUUUAUUUUGAUCGACAUGAACUGAUUUUAUGAGGCCAGUCAUUCAGUGCCCUUUCAGAACACUUUUCAGGCUUUGUCUUCAAAUGGCAGGAUACUGUUAACACUAGUAUUUCGGACUUUUAUAUUUCCCUGUACUGUUAUCAACUUGAUGAUAAUGCAAUGCUACAUUGUGUAUGUAAUGUUUUGUACAUUUGUUAUAUAUUGUAUAUUUUAAUACGAUACCCCAUGGUAUAAAGUUUUUGAUUUGAAA